CAUCCAUCCAUCCAAUUCUGAUGCAUCCCCUCCACGCGAUUUGAAUUUGCGAUAGGUAUUCCUGCAAUUAUUGGCAAAGCGAAUGGUUAAAACACACACACACUCUCUCUCUCUCAUCGCUCGCUUUGACGACGCAGACAGGAAGACCCUAUUUCGACGGAUUCUCAUCUCUCUUUCGAUAUCUCUGUCUCUGUGUCUCUCUCUAGAAUCUUUCGGUUCGCCAUCGAUUAACCACAGCCCCAGAGAGAGCUCAGCUAUGUUGACGACUGAGGAAAAGAUCCAGAAAGGGCAUCAGAUGUAUAGAGAAGGCAGACAUUCUGAGGCUCUAGUGUUUUACACGCAAGCGCUGACUAUGGCCAAGAUCAAGGCACAAAAAAUUGCGCUCCACAGCAAUAGAGCCGCUUGCUAUCUGAAAUUACAUGAAUUCAAAAAGGCAGCUGAAGAAUGUACUUCUGUGCUUGAGCUUGAUCGGAAGCAUACUGGUGCAUUGAUGCUACGUGCUCAGACAUUGGUGACCAUGAAAGAGUAUCAUUCAGCUCUGUUUGAUGUCAGUAGGCUGAUAGAGUUGAAUCCUUCUUCUGAUGCUUACCGUGAUCUGGAAGCCCGGCUUAAGACACAACUGUCUCUACCCCCGAUACCUGAAUCAGACGAAGAAGAGUCUGAAGAGGAGAAAGAAGAGCUGACAAGAUCUGAAUCAACGGCAGCACCAGUUACUUCUGACUUGGCGGCACCAGAUACUAAGGAAGUGGAUCACUUGGCUGCAGCACCAGAUACUAAGGAAGUGGAUCACUUGGCUGCAGCACCAGAUACUAAGGAAGUGGAUCACUUCGCUGCAGCACCAGAUACUAAGGCGGUGGAUCACUUGGCUGCAGCACCAGUUAUUAAAGCAGUGGAUCAUAAAACAGAAUCUACCAGCUCCAAGGAGCAGCUGAAAGACUCAGAAAUGCCAAUCCCCACAUCCCAUCCCACAGGCUGGGAAGCCAUCCCAAAACCAAAAGGGCACUCAGGUCUGGACUACUCUCGGUGGGACCAAGUAGAAGAUGGUUCAAGUGAUGAGGAUGAUGAUGAAGAUUCUCAACCGCAGUACAGAUUCCGUGUCAGAACUGUUGGAGUAAGACCUGUCAGGUGAUGAUAAACAUAUUGUCGCAGAUUGUGGGUGGAACUUGGAAGCUGUCCAAACAUUUGAUGGAUGGGGCCAAGGAAGAGAAAUUGGCAGAAUUAUCAUGUCCAAAAUCAUGGCGGACGAGUCUGUCGGGUCCACCAGCACUUUUCUCUGUGAUUCUUGUUCUCCCAAUUCCUGUUCUGAAGCUGUGGAUGUUGACAACCCUGUAACUUCUGUAGAUUGGCUUAAUCUUGAGUAUGGAUAAAUGGUUGGGUUGUGAGGAAGAAGAAAUGGCCAGCCCUCUCCAAGACGGGAAGUGUAUAUUUGAUAUCAGUACCUGUAAAAUGAUUGUCAAUCGGCUAGCGUUAUUAUUGAUGAUAAUUAAUAAAAAUUUGGAUAUCUAUUGAUCUUUA
Nymphaea colorata (pocket water lily) is the source of this 1515-nucleotide messenger RNA. RefSeq lists its product as uncharacterized. The transcript is spliced from 4 exons. Bases 83 to 1129 code for a protein of 348 amino acids. The record is from RefSeq and is a predicted model, not a curated record. NCBI's taxonomy places the organism in Eukaryota, Viridiplantae, Streptophyta, Magnoliopsida, Nymphaeales, Nymphaeaceae. Gene Ontology annotation, molecular function: protein binding.